AUGGACUCAUCAAACUGUCUAGUGCUUGAAGCCCUUGGCAGAAGCCUGUAUCUUGGCACACUCUACAACGCAUGCAGUGACACCUUGGUUCCAGGAAUGUCUCUCUGGAGUAAUGAGGUCAUUCAAAAAGAAACAAAAGUUAACCCUCAGCCUAACACCAGUUUUCAGGUGGCAGCUUCUGAAUCCAUCAGUGAGAAGAUCAAACUGUUGGAUGUGAGUGCUUCCGUGAAGGCCAGCUUCUUUGCUGGGCUGGUUGAGGUUGGGGGUUCUGCACAUUAUCUAAAUGAGAAGACAUCUUCCAAACUCCAGUGCCGAGUCACCAUGCAGCACCAGGUGAACACUGUGUUUAAGGAGCUCAUGUUCUCAGAACUGACAGUCCAGUAUCCUGAUGUCUUUAAAGCGAAGGAGGCCACACAUGUAGUGACCGGAGUGCUCUAUGGGGCCAACGCUAUCCUGGAGUUUCAAGAUACAGCCUCAGAUGCUUCAGAAAAGCAGACAAUCCAAGGCAGCCUGAAUGUGAUGAUCAAGAAGAUUCCCUUAAUAGAGAUAUCAGCAGAGGGAAAGGUUGAUCUGGAUGAUGCAGACAAGGAGAAAGUGAAGCAUUUCAGCUGCAAGUUCUAUGGUGACUACAGGUUAAAACAGAACCCUACCACAUAUGAGGAAGCUGUCUUGUUGUACAAAGAUCUGCCCAAUCUGCUUGGUAAGGAUGGAGAACUUGCAGUGCCUUUGAAAGUGUGGCUGUACCCACUGAAGAAUCUGAAUGACACUGCUCUCCAACUGAAGCACGUGAUCUCAGAGUCUUUAAUAUCUCAGGUGGAGAAAAUGAUGGAUGAUCUCCACCAGGCAGAGAUGAGAGCCAAUGACCUGCUGGAGAUCAGUAAGACCAUUAAGGCCAGCGACAUCUGUGACAAACUGGAGCUGUUCAACAGCAGACUGAAGGAUUUCACCACAGUGUUUUCACAGAAACUGGCUGAACUCCUGCCCACCAUCAGAGAGGGCACUGCAGAGGAAACAGCCCUGACUGACCUUCUCAAGUCCCAGCAUGCAUCUGGUUUUAACAGGAGUGAAAUUGAUCAAUGGUUGGAUGGGAAAGAGACUGAGAUUGGAAUCAUCAAAUCUUACAUUGCUGACCUGAAGUUAGAAAUUAAAACUCCAGGUCCAGAGCUUGAUACAUUUCUCAUGCAGCCAGAUGUGACUGACGUCUUUAUGUUCAGUUUCACUUCUCUAAAAUACGAGGAGCCGUACCUGAACAAAAUCACCAAGACAACUGAAGACCUGAGGAGGGGUAUCAACAUUAGCACCUGUGUCCAAAACCUGUCUGAAAAAACACUGUGGUACUCAACACCAGAGGUCAGGGGUGUCCUCCUGUCCUCUCUGAAGAUCAUUCAAGGGUUUACUUUUGGCCUUUCAAUAGUCACUUAUGUCUCAGACCCAGAACACCCUGGAGCUUCAGUUCGCUGGUAUCACAAUGGCAUUUGUAGGGAUCCCCAUGUGACCGACAUCCCCUUCAGAAAAGAUGCCAUUGUACUCACACUGGAGCCAAACACAGCACACAAUAGACUUCUUCUGUCUGAGGGGAACCGAAAGGUGACACACGGAGAGGAUCAGUCGUAUCCAGACAAUCCGGAGAGAUUUGAUUACUGGCAGCAGGUGCUGUGUAAAGAAAGUCUGACUGAACACUGUUACUGGGAGGCUGAGCGCAGUGGCGAGGGACUCACUAUAGCAGUGACAUAUAAAGGAAUAGGCAGGAAAGGAGAGAGUAAUGCAUAUCGUUACGAGCUCACGCUGGACCCAAACACAGCACACAAAAGCCUCUGUCUGUCUGACGCGAACAAAACGGCGACGCGGGGCGACACACAGCGGUACCGAGACAACUCGAAGAGGUUCCAGUACUGGGAGCAGGUGCUGUGUAAAGAGAAACUGACUGGGCGCUGUUACUGGGAGGUGGAGUGGAGCGGAAUGGGAGCCGCUGUGGGCGUGGCGUAUAAAGGAAUCACCCGGAGCGACACGAAGAUCGGCCACAAUGACAAGUCCUGGUGUGUGAACUGUGGGGACGGCAGUUUCGGCGGGAACAGUUUCACCGCAUGGCACAAUUAUAAGUUCGUCAGCGCGCCCGCGCCGGCCUUUUACUCCCGCAGGGUCGGGGUGUUUCUAGAUUAUCAGGCUGGCACCCUGUCCUUCUACAGCGUGUGCCCUGACACACACACACUCACACACGUGCACACAUUCCACGCCAAAUUCAAAGAGCCCCUCUAUGCAGGGUUCUGGGUUCUAGAGACAGUCUCACUGGUCUAG
Molecule: messenger RNA, 2295 nt
Organism: Chanos chanos (milkfish)
Lineage: Eukaryota; Metazoa; Chordata; Actinopteri; Gonorynchiformes; Chanidae
Product: stonustoxin subunit beta-like
Exons: 4
Coding region: 1-2295 (764 amino acids)
Molecular function (GO): protein binding
Source: RefSeq, a predicted model, not a curated record